ACACACACACACAUGCACAUACACACACACACACACACACACCCCGCCGAUCUCAGCAUUACACACACACACAGGAAGACUUGGAAGGGAAGAAGCACACUGCAGUCAGCAGAGGGGAAAAGCUUUUUAUUCUUCACAAACACACAGGUUGGGUCGCUUUCGUUCCGUCCCCUUAAACCAUGUGGCUUGGUCGCACAUAGCAUCUGGAGAGAGAGCGAGAGAGAGAGAGAGAGAGAGAGAGAGAGAGAGAGAGAGAGAGAGAGAGAGAGAGAGAGAGAGAGAAAGAGAGGAAGGGGGGAAAAAUGGGGAACCCCUGAUUCCAUAUGGUUUUUCCGUUAUUAAUAUUUAGCCAAGUCCUCCAGAGUUGAUUUUGAGAGCAGAGCAGAGUCCACCUGCCAUCCAUCCCACAGGAAUGGUGGACCACUUGCCAAUUGGUGAGGAGUCCUUCCUGUACUACAAUGGCGGUGGGCGCUUGUCGCCGGGCGUGGUGGUGACAGACGCAAGCGUCUACCGGCCCCUUCACCCGUACCGAGAGGUGUCGUCGUCAUCACCGGGGCUCUCCGAGGAUGAACUCAGCAUGUCCUCGAGUCCCCGGUCGUCGCUGUGCUCCAGCCCGGAGUCGUCGUCCUCCUCGCCAGAAUCCCACACCCACGCCGGCUCAUCGGGCGGCGAGAGUCAAGACAGCCUGCUGGAUCUCCUCCUCUCGCAGGGCAUGAGCGCCUCCACCGGCUCGCUAUCCUUACCGCCUUCGUCCUCGCCCGCCGCCCCACUUUUGCCGAUGGGCCUGGCUUGGGAGUCCAAGAGGACCCACAGGAUGGGUCUCCUUCAGCAUCAAGCCAAAGAGGACUAUUGCGAGUUCCCGGUUUUCCUGGACGAGCUGCAGGAUCCGUCGGCGCUCCUCUUCCAGCCCACCCUGGAGGAGAUCGAAGAGUUCCUGGAGGAGAACAUGAUGGCGGCCAUGGAGAAGGAGGACGAGGGGAGCGACGAGGCCAUGUCGUCGACGACGGAGGACUCGGAGGCCGAAAGCACAAAGACGAUACCGAGGGAGGUGUUGCAGAACUCGGAUCAGACUGUACCUGUAGCGCUUUCGCCGCUGUCCUCUUACCGAGGGACCAAACUAACGCGACAUGCGGCCAACGUGGACCUAACAGUUGAUGCUGGCUGCAGCGGUGGCGAAGGGAUCAAGCAGGAAGACUGUGGAUCUCCAUCAGCGUCCAGAGAAGGCGCCGGCGCCGCCUCCAGUGCGCCAGUCAUCCUGCAGAUCCAGCCUAUUCAGAUCAAACAAGAGGCUCAAGCCAGCGCCGUCUCGGACCCUCGCACCCAGGAAGCUCACCCCCAGAAGGGUGCUUCGGAUAUCAAGAUCGCCCAACUCCUGGUCAACAUCCAGGGCCAAACCUUUGCCUUGGUACCUCAGCUGCUUUCCCCGGCGAACAUUGCCUCGGUCAGCAAGACGUCCUCCAAGUUUGUACGGAUCGCGCCGGUGCCCAUCGCCGCCAAACCCACAGGGCUCGGGGACGGCGGGUUGGGCGGCGGGGCGGCCCCCGGGGUCCUCAGCGGUGGUCAGAGAUACCAGAAGAGCGCCGUGGCAGACCUUAUAAAAAUGCACAAGUGCUCUUUUCCGGGCUGUAACAAGAUGUACACCAAAAGCAGUCACCUGAAAGCCCACCUGAGGAGGCACACCGGGGAGAAGCCUUUCGCCUGCACGUGGCCCGGCUGUGGAUGGAGGUUCUCCCGAUCGGACGAGCUGUCCCGACACCGGCGCUCCCACUCGGGAGUCAAACCCUACCAGUGCAUCGUCUGCGAGAAGAAGUUUGCCCGCAGCGACCACCUUUCCAAACACCUCAAAGUCCACCGCUUCCCACGCAGCAGCAGGACAGGACGCUCCGCAAACUGACCCUCGCCCCGUCCCGCCCCCAAGGACUCAAAAUGAACGGGGGGGCGGGCGACUGUAGAGUGACGGAAGGAGGACGAGACACCCUUUUAAAGGACGGACGUACUGGGAUCAUUUUGGAAGACAAAACAAGACUUAAAUAAGAUACAAAAUGUUACUUGACACACAAAGAAACCCUCACAAGUAGAAUAAGCUUCUUGUACAGUUUUCUCAUGCAAGCCAAUCAGACGUCAAAAUGUCUAUUUUUUACCGUUUGUUCUACAUGCCUUAGAGAACAGUUCUUGCCUUUCUGGAGCCAAAUGUUGCCAAACAACAUUCACACAUUUAAUAUGCUGGACUUGAGGACUGGUGUGGCCUUAAUCCUCCACUGCUAAGUACAAAACACUCAAGGUUUUCCUUGCCUCCGUCGCCAAACAACACAUGCUAUUGCAGAACUAACCUAACCAACUUCAAUAUGGAUGCACUAUUGGUCGGGGUGAGGGGCAAGAAACCUAUUGAGCUCAUGUUUCCCAAAGUUUCUUCGUUAGAGGCAGUAUUUCCUUGCCUCCGUCGCCAAAAAACAGGUGCUACUACAAUGAAAUUGUCAUGACUUGGCAACACGGCAGUCAAAAAUCACCCAACCAACUUCAAAACGGAUGCACUGUUGGUCAGGGUGAGGGGCAAGAAACCUAUUGAGCUCAUGUUAUCCAAAGUUUCUUCGUUAGAGGGAGUUUUUCCUUGUCUCCGUCGCCAAACAACAGGUGCUACUCCAAUACAAUUGGCAUGACUUGGCAGUCAAAACUAACCAAACCAAGAUCGAAAUGGAUGUACUAUUAGUAGUGGUGAGGAGCAAGAACCCUUUUGAGCUCAUGUUAUCCAAAGUUUGUUUCAUUAGAGGGAGUGUUUCCUUGCCUCUGUCGCCAAACAAAAGAUGCUAUAGCAAUAUAAUUGCCAUGAAAUUUGCAAUUAAUCAGUCAAAACUAAGGAAAACUACUUCGAAAUGGACCUAGCACUUCACUGGAUGAUGUUUCUUCCUUAGAAAGAGUUUUUCCUUGCCUCCGUCACCAAACAAAAGGUGCUAUUGUUAUAUAAUUGGCAUGACUUGGCAACACAUCAGUCAAAACUAAUCCAACCAACUUCAAAAUGUAUGCACUAUUGCUCAAAGUCAGGGGCAUGGAACCUAUUGAGCUCCUGUUUCCCAAAGUUUCUUCGUUAGAGGAAGUUUUUCCUUGCGUCUGUCGCCAAACAAGAGAUGCUAUAGCAAUAUAAUUGGCAUGACUUUUGCAAUUAAUCAGGCAAAACUAAGGAAAACAACUUUGAAAUGGACCUAGCAUUCCACUGGAUGAUGUUUUUUCAUUAGAAACAGUUUUUCCUUGCCUCCGUCGCCAAACAACAGGUGCUAUAGCUAUAUAAUUGGCAUGACUUGGCAACACGCCAGUCAAAACUAACCCAACCAACUUCAAAACGGAUGCACUUUUGGUCAGGGUGAGAGGCAAGAAACCUAUGGAGCUCCCGUUUCCCAAAGUUUCUUCGUUUGAGGGAGUGUUUCCUUGCCUCUGUCGCCAAACAAGACAUGCUAUAGCAAUAUAAUUGGCAUGAAUUUUGCAAUGAAUCAGUCAAAACUAAGGAAAACAACUUCGAAAUGGACCUAGCAUUCCACUGGAUGAUGUGUAUUCCUUAGAAAGAGUUUUUCCUUGCCUCUGUCACCAAAAAACAGGUGCUAUUGCUAUAUAUUUGGCAAGAAUGUGGGAUUUACAAUAAUAACUAUGAACGAUAAAACACUGAGUAUUGACAACAUAUGAACGUCACCCCCCCUCUCCAUCCAAAUAUUUUACAAAAAUGCAACAAACACAGCAAAAUGCGAACACAAAAGGGCAAAAAAAACACCCAUAAUCUGAUAUACCUGAUACAUCACUAAGCUCUAGAACUUUGUUGUAAAAAUCUCCCCGACACCCGCAUUUCAGGCUCUGGAAACACUCUGUGGAAACGCUCCCCACCCACACUGCUUGGUGCCUCCUGCUGGGACUUAGAUGACCAUAGUCAUUUACAUACCAAAAAUGUGUUCGGGGGCCUGGUAUAUCUCAUUUUCGGGAACACUAAUAAAAACAACCCACACUAAUGUCUGAUUGAAUGCUAAAAACACCCCCGCGAUCCCACAAGGAACUAGCGGUAGUAUAUGGAUGGAUGGAUGGAUGAAUGCUAAAAACGUUAUGCCGGACCGCUUUAAAAUACGGAAUGGAAUUUUAUGUUUUUUUACAGAAUGAGACACCCAUAAUGUACAUGAAAGUGAAGAAUGUGGGAUUUAUAUAACUAUGAACGAUAAAACACUGAAUAUUGACAACAUAUGAACGUCACCCCCCCUCUCCAUCCAAAUAUUUCACAAAAAUGCAACAAACACAGCAAAAUAUGAAGGCGAAUUUACAGGAAAGUAAAGAAUGUGGGAUUUAUAAUAUUAACUAUGAACGAUAAAACACUGAAUAUUGACAACAUAUAAACGUCACCCCCCUCUCCAUCCAAAUAUUUUACAAAAAUGCAACAAACACAGCAAAAUAUGAAGGCGAAUUUACAGGAAAGUAAAGAAUGUGGGAUUUAUAAUAUUAACUAUGAACGAUAAAACACUGAAUAUUGACAACAUAUAAACGUCACCCCCCCUCUCCAUCCAAAUAUUUUACAAAAAUGCAACAAACACAGCAAAAUAUGAAGGCGAAGGGUAAAAAAACACCCACAAUCUGAUCUAUCUGAUACAUCACUAAGCUUGGUGCUUCCUGAUUUGACUUAAAUGACGAUAGUAACUAAUUAGUUUACCAUAGUAACUCAUUAGAUUACCAUAGUAACUAAUUAGUUUACCAUAGUAACUCAUUAGAUUACCAUAGUAACUAAUUAGUUUACCAUAGUAACUCAUUAGUUUACCAUAGUAACUCAUUAGUUUACCAUAGUAACUAAUUAGUUUACCAUAGUAACUAAUUAGAUUACCAUAGUAACUCAUUAGAUUACCAUAGUAACUAAUUAGUUUACCAUAGUAACUCAUUAGAUUACCAUAGUAACUAAUUAGUUUACCAUAGUAACUCAUUAGUUUACCAUAGUAACUCAUUAGAUUACCAUAGUAACUAAUUAGUUUACCAUAGUAACUCAUUAGAUUACCAUAGUAACUAAUUAGUUUACCAUAGUAACUCAUUAGUUUACCAUAGUAACUCAUUAGUUUACCAUAGUAACUCAUUAGAUUACCAUAGUAAAUAAUUAGUUUACCAUAGUAACUAAUUAGAUUACCAUAGUAACUCAUUAGUUUACCAUAGUAACUCAUUAGAUUACCAUAGUAACUAAUUAGUUUACCAUAGUGACUCAUUAGUUUACCAUAGUAACUCAUUAGUUUACCAUAGUAACUAAUUAGUUUACCAUAGUAACUAAUUAGAUUACCAUAGUAACUCAUUAGAUUACCAUAGUAACUAAUUAGUUUACCAUAGUAACUCAUUAGAUUACCAUAGUAACUAAUUAGUUUACCAUAGUAACUCAUUAGUUUACCAUAGUAACUCAUUAGAUUACCAUAGUAACUAAUUAGUUUACCAUAGUAACUCAUUAGAUUACCAUAGUAACUAAUUAGUUUACCAUAGUAACUCAUUAGUUUACCAUAGUAACUCAUUAGUUUACCAUAGUAACUCAUUAGAUUACCAUAGUAAAUAAUUAGUUUACCAUAGUAACUAAUUAGAUUACCAUAGUAACUCAUUAGUUUACCAUAGUAACUCAUUAGAUUACCAUAGUAACUCAUUAGAUUACCAUAGUAACUCAUUAGUUUACCAUAGUAACUAAUUAGUUUACCAUAGCAAAAAGUGCAGAUUCCAGCCAUUGAGAUACUUUGUAUAGUUGAAGACUUACGGUCAUUUGAAAGCAUCCCAGCUCCAGUUUGCAUCUCAAAGAUCUAAACAAAAGUAUUUGUCCAGGUCUGAUCAAGAGGAACAACAAGAAUCCUGUUGAUUUUGAUCAACAAACGUCCAGUUUGGGUUCAAAUUAGUCAAAUCUGAGCUCUUUUUGGUUUCUUGCAACUCAAAGACUUUCAGUUGAUAGUCCUAAAAAAAAUAAUUAUUAAAAAAAAUAAAUAAAUAAGAACCCUUUUGAUUUUGAAAGCAGCGAGCCAACAGCCGGUGGAUUUUUGUAUUUUUUUUUUUUUUUUUUGCUCCCGGCUCACCAGCGAUGACUUGUGUCCUUUCUUUUUUUGCGGAAAGAUGGACGACGCAUCAACAUUCCUUUUAUUUUGGCUUUGAAGUGGUGUCUUUGUUUCAUGGUGGGGGAAAAGACAUGAAAUGACAGACGAGAAUAAAAACAAUUGUGUAUUGCAGAAGAAGAAUGAUGGCGACGGUGCCAAGAUCUUGUGGAAUUUGCAGCGCCAUGCUUGACUUUUGCUCCGGUCCGCCCUCGCUGAGUAUUUGGGGAAAGUUUGUGUUGUCUUGUGGUUUCAACUCAUGAAUGCCUUCUUUGCCUCAACAAUUGUUGUCAUUUUCAUGGCACAUUUUGAUCAAUCAAAGGCAGAUGCUGCUUUUCUUUUCUUUCUUUCUUCGUGAUGAUUGUGUUGGUUAGAACUUUGGUUAUAAUAACUUCAUGUCCAUUUUAACGCAUGUUGUCACUCUCUGUCUAAGACGCUGGUAAAACAUCUCACAAAACCACCAAUAGAACAUUCUCCAAGGAGCCAAACGACUUUCUUCGUUCUCCUUCCUGACCGUUUAAUUUGAACACAGAGUUAAUAUUUUAUAUUUUAAAUAAAAGGAAAUUAUUUUAUAACA
This is a messenger RNA of Nerophis ophidion (straightnose pipefish), 6642 nucleotides long. It is a transcript of the gene klf15, whose product is annotated as Kruppel like factor 15. Lineage: Eukaryota; Metazoa; Chordata; Actinopteri; Syngnathiformes; Syngnathidae. The record is from RefSeq and is a predicted model, not a curated record. The transcript has 4 exons. Bases 413 to 1894 code for a protein of 493 amino acids. Gene Ontology annotation, biological process: regulation of transcription by RNA polymerase II. Gene Ontology annotation, molecular function: DNA-binding transcription factor activity, RNA polymerase II-specific; RNA polymerase II cis-regulatory region sequence-specific DNA binding.